Molecule: messenger RNA, 3767 nt
Organism: Drosophila eugracilis
Lineage: Eukaryota; Metazoa; Arthropoda; Insecta; Diptera; Drosophilidae
Product: F-box/LRR-repeat protein 20
Exons: 10
Coding region: 1048-3021 (657 amino acids)
Biological process (GO): SCF-dependent proteasomal ubiquitin-dependent protein catabolic process
Cellular component (GO): SCF ubiquitin ligase complex
Molecular function (GO): protein binding
Source: RefSeq, a predicted model, not a curated record
UGUCAUUUUUUUGCUAGCACCAAACGGUCAUACAUUAAUUUUUUGUGUUUUUGUGCUCUCUCUUUUCGUCGGUAGUGCAAUAUUGCAAUACAAAUUACAUAAAAACGGGAAAAAUUCAGGCGAAACUAGAAGAUUGCGGUGAACGGGCAAGCGGAUACUUGCACAAAGGGAACGGCGAAAAAGAUGCAAGAACGGGAAAAACGUAUUUACGCAUUACGCAGCGAGUCGUUGAUUUGCCGUUUUUUUUUGUUUUUAUAAUGCCCAAUAUCGGGGUAGCUGCACCAAAUGCAGUUAACAACAGAUCUCUUGUGAUGUAGGCAAAAAAAAAUAAAAAUUAAAGAAAGAAAUAAAUAAAUAAUAUCAGAAAACAACAACCAUUACUCUCUACGCAAUAACAAAAAAAAAAGCAGCAGCAGUAACUACAACAACAACACCGUCGGCGACUAAGUGCAAUCAACAAUUACAACGCAAUCAGAACAAAGAACUACCAGCAGCAGCAAAAACAACAAACGGUGGACAGAACAGACAAGAGAAAGAGUAAGAGGAAGAAGAACAACAAAAGCAGCAGACGACGCAUAAUUUCCUGCUCACACACACACACACACACAAACGCGCGCGAACGUCCGCGGGCACAAAGAGAGCGGGACAACAAAGAAUAUCAAAGAGUGUGGGAGAGUAAGAAGCAGAGGAGCUAGCGAAAGGGAAAGGAAAAACUGCAGGGGAGCAGCAACUGCAUUUCUGGAUUCGGAUCUGGAUCUUUGGAUAUAUCCACGCGUAAAAUGACCAAUUCGGGACGCAAUCAUCAUCGAUUCGAUUUCCUGUUGCAGUAAGUAAGUGAUUUAAAAAUAAUAAAAAUCAAAAACAAGCCGAGGCCAAAAAAAGAAGCCGGGAGCAACGUAUUGGAGACGCAAUUUGUGAAUAAUUUAAUCGAGCGUUCACACGGCGCCAGCUGCUCAAAAAUAAAAAAUACAAAAAAAAAAAAAAGGAAAAUAAGAGAGUGCUGAAGAGUUAAUUGAAUCGGCAGAGGCGCAGAUAAGAAAACUGAGAAUGUUUGCCAGCAACGCCGAGACAGGCGUCAACGACGUCGGUAGCAGCAACAAUGGUGGCAGCAGCAGCAACAACAGUGGCGGCGGUCCUAGCGGCAGCAUUGAGCUGCUGUGCCCGCCCAGCGGCAGCAGCAGCAUCAGUGGUAGCGCCAGUUUUAGCAGCAACAGCGGUGCCAGCGGCAGUAGCAGUCAAACGCACAGUACUGCCGUCAGUAGUGCCACAGAUCGCAGCACCAGCAGCAGCAGCAGUAACAUCAACCACACCAACAACAACAACAAUCACAAUCCGAGCUUACAACUGAAUGGUAAUGCCAAUAGCAAUAUCAGGCAACAUAGCAACAGCAACACCAGACAGAACAGCAGCAAUAUUAGACUGCAUAGCAGCAAUAAUAGCAACAGCAGCAGCAACAGUAACUCCAGCAACAGCAGCAACAUAAGCCCUCCCAACAGCAACAACAAUAACAAUCACAGCAGCAAUAUCAUAAGCGGUUUUUGCAGCACCAUUUGGCGUUCAGCAACAUUUGGCAGUGCCACACCUGUUAUUAACCCAUUACCAGCUGUACACAUUAACCCCAAGGGCAUGGAAAGCAGCAGUGAUAGUUGCUCAUUGAGCUCAUCGAUAACGCCAGAGGUUUGCCUGGGGGAUCAGCCAACGACUGUGGCCAUCAGCACUCAAGAUCAGCCAGAGGAUCAGUCCCAAACAUUCCUAGGCGCCACCGAACUGGACGAUGAGUUAAUCAAACAACUGCCAAAGGAGGUACUGCUGCGAGUUUUCUCCUACCUGGAUGUUGUCUCACUAUGCCGCUGUGCACAGGUAUGCAAAUAUUGGAACGUGCUGGCCCUCGACGGUUCCAGCUGGCAGAAAAUCAAUCUAUUCGACUUUCAACGUGAUAUCGAGGGUCCAGUGAUUGAGAAUAUAUCGCAGCGAUGUCGCGGUUUCCUCAAGUCACUGUCGCUGCGUGGCUGCCAAUCGGUGGGAGAUCAGUCCGUAAGAACUCUAGCGAAUCACUGCCACAAUAUCGAACACUUAGAUCUGUCCGAAUGCAAGAAGAUAACCGAUAUAUCCACACAGUCCAUCAGCAGGUAUUGCUCCAAAUUAACGGCCAUUAAUUUGGACUCGUGCUCCAACAUAACAGACAACAGCUUGAAGUAUCUAUCCGAUGGCUGUCCAAACCUCAUGGAGAUCAACGUGUCCUGGUGCAACCUGAUCUCUGAGAAUGGCGUGGAGGCGCUGGCUCGCGGCUGCGUCAAGCUCCGCAAGUUUAGCAGUAAAGGUUGUAAACAGAUUAACGACAAUGCCAUAAUGUGCCUGGCCAAAUACUGUCCCGAUUUAAUGGUGCUAAAUCUACACAGCUGUGAGACCAUAAGCGAUUCAUCGAUCCGCCAACUGGCUGCCAAUUGCCACAAGCUGCAAAAGUUGUGCGUGUCCAAGUGUGCGGACCUUACCGAUCUCACGCUGUUGUCCCUCUCGCAGCAUAAUCACCUGCUGAACACCCUGGAGGUGUCUGGGUGUCGCAAUUUCACGGACAUCGGCUUCCAGGCGCUGGGGCGAAACUGUAAAUAUCUGGAGAGAAUGGACCUGGAGGAGUGUAGCCAGAUAACAGAUUUAACGCUGGCCCAUCUUGCCACCGGUUGUCCCAGCUUGGAGAAAUUAACCCUUUCGCAUUGUGAGCUGAUCACGGAUGAUGGUAUUAGACACCUUACUACUGGCAGCUGUGCUGCUGAAAUUCUGUCUGUGUUGGAGCUGGACAACUGCCCUUUGAUCACGGACCGAACGCUAGAGCAUUUGGUGUCCUGCCACAAUCUGCAGCGCAUUGAGUUAUUCGACUGUCAGCUUAUCACCCGCACCGCCAUACGCAAGCUGAAGAAUCAUCUACCAAAUAUCAAGGUGCACGCCUACUUUGCACCCGGAACCCCGCCAGCUGUGACCAGCGGCCACCGACCACGCUAUUGCCGCUGCUGUGAGAUUCUCUGAGAUACGGCCAUUGGCUUCGCCAGAAAGAUAAUGCGAAAGACGGCCACGGACUGAUGCUGGCCCGUGUGCAUCGUCAUGUUCGCCAUGGUGUUCAGCCUGACUCUCGUCUCGAUGAUCUGCAUGUAUUUGCUGGGCCUGCUUGACGCAGUGAUGACAACAUAGUCACUAAAUCUGUAGCAGCAGCAACAGCAGCAGCGGCUUGAAACGAAAACGGAAACGGAAACGUAACCCUAGUUUUAGUUUAAAGCGAGUUUCAAAAACUCGCAGAAAACCAGCAUCAAAUUGUGAUUAUUUUAUUUAAUAUGCUACGUUAACUAGACCCUCAUUUGUGUAAAACUGUAUUAGCCCCAGACCACGCUCUAUGUUUGUUAUUAACUGCAGCCCGAUGAAUUGCUAGCUUAUAUAGAUCUGUAUAUAUAUAUACAUACAUAUAUACAUAUAUAUGUAGACGAUCCAGCUUCAGGUGGUUCCGCUGAAUGUUCUGUGUCUAGCGCUUAGAAACUGCAAUUAUGUGCGUUUAGUUUUAACUCUCAUACAAGCAUGCCUGUAUUAAAUGUUUGCUAAAUUAUGACUAAAUUAUUUAAAUCCAUCUGGAGCAUGCUCGGAUUUUAUCUCUUACUGGUUCACACCUAAAACUAAAAACUAUAAAAAAAACGAAAGAAAAACCUGGAGUUUUCUAAAUUCCAAAACAUGUCGAUAGAACCACAAAGCGUUCAAAAAUAAAACACACACACACACACACACUA